Molecule: messenger RNA, 2243 nt
Organism: Conger conger (European conger)
Lineage: Eukaryota; Metazoa; Chordata; Actinopteri; Anguilliformes; Congridae
Gene: gpr184
Product: G protein-coupled receptor 184
Exons: 2
Coding region: 385-1377 (330 amino acids)
Biological process (GO): negative regulation of G2/M transition of mitotic cell cycle; G protein-coupled receptor signaling pathway; G1/S transition of mitotic cell cycle
Cellular component (GO): membrane
Molecular function (GO): G protein-coupled receptor activity
Source: RefSeq, a predicted model, not a curated record
CCGGGAGGAAAGGGUGUGGUUUAAUAUUAGUUUUGUUUCUUAUCUGCAAACUGAAGAUUACUCAGACUCGCAGCAGAGAGCUGUGCUUCCCCUGUUUCUUACUUAGAAUGACGACUUCUCUGACGUGCCUGAGUGGCGUUGAGAAACACUUCUCCUUUCUCUUUCUCUCUCUCAGAUUCUUAUAGCAGGCUACCAUAUAAGUUCUAAUUAACAAGCAGGUUUUGUUAUUUUAACAUACACCUGUCCAUGGGCACAGCUGAGGACAGGGGCGCUUGGAGGUGAUGCUCAGUACCAGACGCGGCUUGAACAAAAAUAUCUGGACCCCUCUGAAACCUCAGUCAGUCACCAACUCCAGCUCCACAGGCCUGGAGAGAUACACUGACCAUGAACAACACAACUGACCCCCCCCCUUGCGUAAACAUAUCGAAAAGCUUCAUCAGCGAUGUGCUCAUGGGUAUAUACAUCCUGGCCUUUGUCCUGGGCCUGAUCUUCAACUUCCUCACUUUGGGGCCCAUCCUGCGUCAGGUGCGCAGUCACAACGUGCUGGGCGUCUACCUGCUGAAUCUGUCCGUCUCUGACCUCCUCUACAUUUUCACCAUGCCUCUCUGGAUUUACUAUUACUAUAGCGACCAUGAGUGGAAAAUGGGGGUCAUCGCCUGCCAGGUGGCUGGCUUCUUCUACUACUCCAACAUGUACCUCAGCAUCUACCUGCUGUGCUGCAUUUCGGUCGACCGCUGCCUGACCAUCACCUUCCCCCUGAGGUCCAAGGCCUUCCGCUGUUCCCGCAACGCCUGGGCCAUCAGCUUGCUGGUGGCCACCGUGAUCAUGAUCCUGCACGCACUGGUUCUGGUGUUCGACAACCAGACGACCCCCCUGGACCGUUACAAACGCUGCUACGAGACCUACCCCAUGACCGUCUUCGUGGCGCUUUUCAACCUGAUCCGGGUGGGGCUGUGCUUUGUGGCCCCGCUCCUGAUCCUGGGGCUGUGCUACUCCCAGAUCUUCUCCAAGGUGCGGCGCAGCACCGGGGUGGAGCAGCAGGUCAAGCGCAAGGUCAAGCUGCUGUCCAUCGGCGUGAUAGUCAUCUUCACAGUCUGCUUCGCCCCCUACCACCUCCUGCUGCUGACGCGCUCCUUGGCCUUCUACUGGAUGGAUGAGGGCAGGAACUGCGAGUUCGAAGAGCAGUUGCACUUCUACUUCUCCUGCACGUUAGCCCUGUCCAGCUUAAACUGCGUGGUGGAUCCUCUGCUCUACGUCCUGGCCAGCAACGGGGUGAAAGACGAAAUUCGCCUGUGCUGCCGGCCGGACAGGAAGGCGGCCCGCACCACCCACCACCUGACGCAACAGACACAUGUCCGCCUCACCAACGUCACGUGAUCCCGGACGAGCCCCCCCGUCUCCCAGCGAGACGCGUGCGCCAGCGUGAAGGCGUUUAGCCCGAGGUCACCCACCACCUGACGCAACAGACACAUGUCCGCCUCACCAACGUCACGUGAUCCCGGACCAAACGUGGGCGCAGGCAUGAGCGCGUUUGUGCCUAAGCAGGAGAGAGGACCACGUGCACGCUUGUGUCCUUCCGUCUGUCUUGUGUGCGUGUGCAAGUUCAGCACGUAUAUUUAAACAGGAAGUGACAUCUGAAGAAGACUGUGAGCAGAUGUGCUUUCAGGAGCACAGCCUGGAAGACUGAACGGUCAGAAACUCUCCCAGGAGAUUAACCAUAGAGUCUACUGAAAUAUUCCUCGAGUGAUCCCCGGCAUUGUUUGGAUUAAAAACAUGGAAGGCGGACAAUUAAUUAUUCAUAGGGAAGCUUUUCUCCAAGCUUUCACACAGUGUAACGUUAUCAGUUGGGGGGUCUUGAACUGUCCAUCACAUGGAGUCAUCUUUGUUUGUAAAUCCAUGCUUUUAACAUGUAAAAAGACUGUGGUUGUGCAUAGCCUCUCAUUUUGUAUUGCCUUUUUAAAAUGCCUGACAUGUGAGUGACAAAUGGUGCAAGCUUUUUUUGCAGAGAUGUUAUUUUUUAUUUAUUUAUUUUCAACAGGAUUUUGCUGUUGGUUUACACUGGCGUUGUAAACUAACACAUAAAUUGAAAAUACUUGAGCUGUUAUCAGAAAGCCUAUAUUUAAUAACCUAUUAUUUUAAUAGGCUCUCAUAAAUAUAUGGAUGUCAAUAGUCCGCUAACAAUAAUUAAUGGAGUUCAUGCUUAAACAUAUUCAUAAGAGACAAAUAAAUUCAAGUUCCUGUGA